Messenger RNA from Xenopus laevis (African clawed frog), 4500 nucleotides. It is a transcript of the gene nrf1.S, whose product is annotated as nuclear respiratory factor 1 S homeolog. Gene Ontology annotation, molecular function: DNA-binding transcription factor activity. Gene Ontology annotation, cellular component: nucleus. The record is from RefSeq and is marked provisional. Gene Ontology annotation, biological process: regulation of transcription by RNA polymerase II. Lineage: Eukaryota; Metazoa; Chordata; Amphibia; Anura; Pipidae.
GUAACGCAGUCCUGGCCGUGUGCAGCUUGGGCUCCCGCAGCCAUUGCAGCUUAGAGAGUUCCCCGCUUGUGUGUCACGGCGCAGGCUCGCUGUAGCGCAGCCGCUCUGAGUAAACAGCAAUGGAGGACCAUGCAGUUACCCAGACAGACAGCUUAACCACCAUUGAAGCCCAUACAGUGGCCCACUCUGUAGCCCAGCAGGUCCAACAGGUCCAUGUUGCCACAUACACAGACCACAACAUGCUGAGUGCUGAUGAAGAUUCUCCAUCCUCUCCCGAAGACACGUCCUAUGAUGAUUCAGAUAUCCUUAAUUCUACUGCUACAGAUGAGAUUACGGCUCACUUGGCUGCAGCAGGGCCUGUUGGAAUGGCAGCUGCAGCCGCUGUGGCAACAGGAAAAAAACGUAAGAGGCCUCAUUUAUUUGAAUCUAACCCUUCCAUUCGGAAGCGGCAACAAACACGCCUACUCAGGAAACUGAGAGCAACUCUGGAUGAGUAUACCACAAGAGUAGGACAGCAGGCUAUUGUCCUCUGCAUCUCUCCAUCCAAGCCAAACCCUGUUUUUAAAGUGUUUGGAGCAGCUCCUCUAGAGAACGUGGUUCGCAAGUAUAAGAGUAUGAUCCUGGAGGACCUGGAGUCUGCUCUGGCAGAACAUGCCCCAGUACAACAGGACAUCAACUCAGACCUUCCCCCUCUCACUAUUGAUGGUAUACCAGUGUCUGUUGAUAAGAUGACACAGGCCCAGCUCCGAGCAUUUAUCCCUGAGAUGCUGAAGUAUUCUACAGGAAGGGGAAAACCUGGGUGGGGCAAAGAGAGCUGUAAGCCACUCUGGUGGCCGGAUGAUAUCCCUUGGGCUAAUGUUCGUAGUGAUGUCCGCACAGAGGAACAGAAACAGAGAGUUUCCUGGACUCAAGCACUACGAACAAUUGUAAAGAAUUGCUACAAGCAUCAUGGGAGAGAGGACCUUUUAUAUGCAUUUGAAGAUUCACAAGCACCACAAUUGACGACAGCACAUGGAAUUGCACACCUAAUGCCUUCACAGACUGUGGUACAGACUAUCAGUAACCCAGAUGGCACAGUGUCCCUCAUUCAGGUUGGCACAGGGGCUACUGUUGCAACUCUUGCAGAUGCAUCUGAACUUCCAACAACCGUAACAGUUGCACAAGUUAACUACUCUACAGUCAGUGAUGGUGAGGUGGAGCAGAACUGGGCAACGCUACAAGGGGGAGAGAUGACCAUCCAGACAACACAGGCAUCGGAGGCGACCCAAGCAGUAGCAUCCUUGGCAGAAGCAGCAGUGGCAGCAUCACAUGAUAUGGCACCAGGAGCAACCGUGACAAUGGCAUUGAACAGUGAAGCUGCGGCACAUGCUGUAGCCACCCUAGCCGAAGCCACCCUGCAGGGGGGAGGACAGAUUGUUUUAUCUGGAGAAACUGCAGCAGCUGUUGGAGCCCUGACCGGAGUGCAGGAUGCUAAUGGUACAAUUUGGAAAAGAAUUGUGAUGAAGGAGAGUGAUGGCAGAAAUAAAGGUCUAGUCCAGAUUCCUGUCAGUAUGUACCAGACUGUGGUCACCAGCCUUACCCAGGGUAAUGGGCCUGUCCAAGUGGCAAUGGCACCAGUCACUGCAAGAAUAUCUGACUCUACAAUGACGGUGGAUGGGCAGGCAGUGGAGGUAGUGACAUUGGAGCAAUGACUGUCGGGCCCUGGAGAACACGUUAUAUGAUCUUUGAGUACACAAAGUUCUAAGGAGUUCUUCCGGGCAUCAACAAAACAUGCACACUUUUGGUGUGACAGAAAGGCUUACCAAAAGUCAGAGACAUAUUUUUAUCAUUGAACUUUGUGUAUAUAUAUAUAUAUAUAUAUUCCCAUGUGCUGGUCUUGUUCUUUCCUUAAAAUGUUUAAUUUAUUUCAUAAAAAACAAAACAAAAUAUGUUUCCGGUUUAAAAUUCUAAGCUCGGGGAAGGUCACACAGCUCACUGAUGGGCAGCAAACCCAUGGCUGAUGCCUUCAUCUUGUAUUUAUAAACUGCUUUAUCCCAGAUAUCUGCCCAUAACACAGAUGAGUUUAGAAGCAAAGCUUUCGUAGUAUCCCUGGGAGCAGGGUCUGGGUGUUUUAGUAAUACCAUCAUUAAAUUCUCAUUUGUGCAUCAGAUUUGCUGAUCACCUGUAACUAGCAUGGCAGUUCUGCUGAAGGAACAGUCAUAGCUUGCUUCCUUUUUUCAUGUUCUCUAAUGGCGUGUCCAACCUGCAAUGGGCAGGAUUUGUAACAAAGAGCAUGGAAUCACUACAUAUAAGCAUGGUGCCUUCUAGCAAAACAACGAGAGUAAGGGCAGAUGUUGAACGGUGUUGUUUUUGGGAGACCAUCAUGUUUCUAGCUGAAUGGAAAUCUGUUAAAUGAGGCUGAGCAUGUUGUGAGACUCCUCGGGGGAUACAGUGGCUCCCUUAUUUAUAUCUCUAGUCUCCUCUAUGGACAGUCCAUAGUGGUAUAACAAAUAAAAGCCACAGGACAACCAGAAUUGCACUAAAUGAUUUGUUUAAAUGUUUCAUUGUAUCCAGCCACAUUAUCUAGGUCAUGUGGUAGUGGAAACACUGGCAGUUUUGGUUUGGCAGGUGCCGGUAUGCACUGGGAAUGUGGCUGAUAAGGCUGGCACAUCUGUUCAUACUUCUAGUUGGAGUGACACGGUGGAGUUUUUUGUUUUUGUAUAAAAACUCUACAGAGCAAUCCUUUGGCAAAUUCCCCAGAUAUUUUGGCUUUUUAUGUACCAAAAUGAUUGCAGUUUGUUUCUCUUAGGUAUUUGAAAAGGGAAAAACAGUGAUUAUCUUUGGUUUCUUUUUAGAACGUCAUGCUUAGCUUUGCUUCCUAACGAUUUCAGAGCAGGUGAUCAUGGUUAAAGCCAUUCACUAAAGAGUGAUUGGUAAAUAGAAAUGGAAAAGACUUAUGCUGAUAAAGCUGUCAAAACACCCCGUGUGUCAUCUGUUUCUUUCUAUCUGUAGGAAACAUUGGUCUUGAAGCACGUGUAGCAGUAACAGGUGGUUCUCAACUGGGAAACGGAGUAUUUUGAGCUGAGGCCUACGCUCCUCCACCCGUGCUUAAACAAGUUUCCCUUACAUUAAUAUGGAAAGUGGUAACGGACCAGUGGUAUUUUGGCUGCUGCAUUUUCUUGUGUUAUGGCAGAACAGGCCAUGUGAUCUUAUCCUUAGUCCUCUAGUCCCACUGUUGAUCUUUCAUUUACUAAAUACAACAACAAUAUAUGCUAUCCUUUUAAAUAAUGUUCAUUUGAAAGCUAAAUUCCACAUAGGUUCUGUUUAUAUCUUGUUUUUAACUGUCCCAUCAUGAGUAGAAGAUACAUACUGUAAGGAGACAAUUCUUCACUGGAACACUGUGCUCUUGUCACAAGAGUUGGACCCUUUUCACUUGUUUUCGAAAAUGAUUAUCUCCCUAAAAUAAACCUUUUAAAAAUCCUAUAAAAGCAAGAGGUUUGAAUAAUAUGAGAGGUGAGGGUCUUAGGGGCAUGGGGGUAAUUUUGGGGGGGCACGCAUUUUAGUGGGUUCUGCCAAAUGGUUGCACUGAUUUCUUCCUUUGUUUUUGUUUGUUUUCUCGCACAAUUUGUGUUUGUUGGGAACAAUUGGAUCAAACCAGCCAGACUUCAGUAAAUAAAAAGAAAUGAUCCCAUGGUACAAAUAUAUCUCUCACCUGCAUUUUAAAAUAAUCGGUAAAUACAUUUUGUUUACAUUGAUUCAGAUCGGAUAUUUUCAUUACAGGCUCUGUAUUCUUAUUUCUCCAUCUACGUGUAUGACAUUUUAACCCAUUAUCGACUGAUCAUUUGAAAUCUUUUGAUGUAAAUGACAUUUUCACAGCAAAAUUAAUUUCAACCCCAUAAUACGCUUAUUGGACUUAAGUAUUAAAGUAUUAAGUAUUAAAAAUGUAUGCGAGCGCUUGCAAUGGCCAACACUGUUUCAUUAAGCAAUUUCCAUUAUUAAAGGUAUAUAAUUAGCACCACGAUUCCCUGCUAACAGCUGAAUUUUUUUAUUUUGGAGAUUCAUGUAGUUUGAUGUGCUCCUAGAAUUUUAGCCAGUAAGUUAAGUUUGAGACAAUUGUAAAACGUUGCCUCCAAAAUAUAGUCCAGACUUGCAUGUGUCAAACCUUACCUCCUGUCUGGCUUUCUGUCCCUGUCCCAAAACAAAGCAAAAGAAUCAAUAGCACCAGGGCGAGGAAGUGAUGUGAACUAUAUAUCAGUCCCUUAUCUUCUGGUUUUGUUUUCUCAAAUGACAUAUAACCUGUAUAGCAAUAGUUUUUGUGUAUGUUUAGGGUAACAUUUAUAUAUAAAUAUGCCAGGUCUAGCUUGUUAAACUUUUUUUUUAUCAGUGUUGUCCGUUUCCAAUGACUUAUUUGUUUAAUGCAACUAAAAUUUUACUGCAAGAAACUUUAUAAACUGUUCUAAGUUGUCCGAUUAAUUUCUCCAGUCUUUCAGUGUGCAUUGAGCAAAUAAAUUGUUCAACAGA